AUGGCUGACGCUCCCCGACGUGGAGGAUUUGGAUCUCGCGGUGACCGUGGUGGUGACCGCGGUCGUGGUCGUGGUCGUCGUGGUCGUCGCGGCGGCGCGAAGAGCGACGAGAAGGAAUGGCAGCCCGUCACCAAGCUCGGCCGUCUCGUCAAGGCUGGCAAGAUCACCUCCAUGGAACAGAUCUACCUGCACUCGCUGCCCGUCAAGGAGUACCAGAUUGUCGACUUUUUCCUGCCCAAGCUCAAGGAUGAGGUUAUGAAGAUCAAGCCUGUCCAGAAGCAGACCCGUGCCGGUCAGCGUACCCGAUUCAAGGCCAUUGUCAUUAUCGGUGACGGUGAGGGCCACGUUGGUCUCGGAAUCAAGACCUCCAAGGAAGUCGCUACUGCUAUUCGCGCCGCUAUCAUCAUCGCCAAGCUCAGCGUUCUGCCCAUCCGUCGUGGUUACUGGGGUACCAACCUCGGUGAGCCUCACUCUCUGCCCACCAAGGAGAGCGGCAAGUGCGGUUCCGUCACUGUCCGACUUAUCCCCGCUCCCCGUGGUACCGGUCUCGUUGCCUCCCCCGCUGUCAAGCGUCUCCUCCAACUUGCUGGUGUCCAGGACGCCUACACCUCCUCGUCCGGUUCCACCAAGACCCUCGAGAACACACUCAAGGCCACUUUCCUUGCUGUCGGCAACACCUACGGCUUCCUUACCCCCAACUUGUGGAAGGAGACUAAGCUCAUCCGCAGCCCGUUGGAGGAGUUCGGUGAUGUCCUCCGUGAGGGCAAGCGCUACUAG
This is a messenger RNA of Talaromyces atroroseus, 777 nucleotides long. RefSeq names its product 40S ribosomal protein S2. Gene Ontology annotation, molecular function: structural constituent of ribosome; RNA binding. Lineage: Eukaryota; Fungi; Ascomycota; Eurotiomycetes; Eurotiales; Trichocomaceae. The record is from RefSeq and is a predicted model, not a curated record. The coding region runs from base 1 to 777 and encodes 258 amino acids. Gene Ontology annotation, cellular component: cytosolic small ribosomal subunit; ribosome. The transcript is spliced from 3 exons. Gene Ontology annotation, biological process: translation.